AAACUUUUAAAUACAUCUUUAUGGACUACAAUCAAGUGAAAGAUCAAUUUAUGAGUGACAAUGCGGGUGAAGCCGUUAAGACAAUAAACAAUCUAUCGUUUAUAGCUAUAAACAGUUUCAUUCUCUAUUCAAUUCUAAUUAAACGCUUUAAACUGCCUAUUAUUACGUCUUCACUCGUACUCUUCACCGGAAUAUUCCUAGCAACAACUUUACUAAAUAACUGGAUUACGACUUUGAACGUUAUACUAUUAGCAACAACUUCUAUUAUUACACUCAUCUUUCCAGUAAAAUUGCCUCAGAAGUCUUCAAAGUCAAGCUCACAUAGACACACAAACUCAGUAACAACUGGUGACUUCGACAAUGGCACAUCUUGGAAAUCUCAACCUCCAUCACCACUACCACAACACUCGCAAGACAAUAUACAACUGUCGUUGAAGUCAUACAUAACCAACUACAGAAGUUACUUGUUAUACCUCACUUUAUUGUCUAUACUCGCCGUAGACUUCCCAAUAUUCCCUAGAAAGCUAGCCAAAACAGAAUCAUUCGGUACUAGUUUCAUGGAUUUAGGCGUUGGCUCAUUUACCUUCGCUUUGGGUGUCGUUGAUGCAAAAUACCACAUCUUGAAAUCAUAUAACAUGCGCAAAGUAUUACCAUUGAUUGCUUUGGCUAUUAUAAGACUCAUUGCUGUCAGUCUGAGCGACUAUCCACAACACUCCAGCGAAUACGGCACCCACUGGAACUUUUUCUGCACGUUGGCCAUGUUACCAUUACUCACGAAGCCUCUAACAAUAAUUAAUCAACAUACUGACAUUCAAUUCUCGUGGAUGGCUGUCCUAAUUGGAGGUUCGUUUCAGGUCUUGCUUUCUUGUACUUCAUUGCAAGAGUGGACACUACACGCACCUAGGGAUGACGUAUUGUCACAUAACAAGGAAGGUAUCGUCAGUAUGAUUGGAUACCUUUGCAUAUACCUCUUUGGAUUAGACAUCGGAUUAUAUUCACUACCACAGGAUCCUUACGCGUACUUCCGUAAGCGUUUGACGAAGAAGGUUGCCAAAGAUAAGCGUGAUAAGCUGCUAAUUAUCUUGGCAUCAUUCUCUAUACUUUAUUGGUCAUUAUAUGGAGGUGCGAGAUUCUUCAAUAUGGAAGUUUCCCGUCGGAUGGCUAAUUUACCAUACAUACUCUGGACUGUCGCUUUCAAUACAUCCUUCUUGACGUUAUUCUUAUUGAUCGAUCUCGUCAAUUUCAAGACACCAUCCAGACAAGCGGUAGCCGUCCCAGGAAUCCUCCAAGCGAUUAACAAUAAUGGAUUAGCGUUAUUUUUAAUAGCUAAUGUCUUUACUGGAAUAAUAAACCUAUCAAUAGAAACGAUCUAUAGUAGCACUAUUACUUCAACAAUGAUACUCGCAGUCUACCUGUCAACAUUGCUCUACGUGGCUUGGGUAAGUCGCUCUAGUAGAUUACUUAGACUGUAAAUUUAUACCAAUGUAAACUAAAUUUAAUCGCUUUUUUGCAUUUUCGUAUAAAAUAUCUAAUAAACCCUUCACAUUCUUUCAUUCUUGACCAUGUUUAGUUACUUUUUAAGCAACAACAACAACACAAAGCAGGAGGAGGAGAAACCACUAAAGACAUUACUCGAUAACCCACCAGCUGCAGCUAAGAAGCAAAUUCUUCCAUUCAGAUUACCUAGUCUUGAUAAAUUGAAAGAUAAGCAUGUCAUACUAGCUAGUGCAUCACCCAGACGCUUGGAUAUACUAGCACAAGUUGGUAUACACCCACGAGUUAUACCUUCAACAUUUGAAGAAACUCUCAGUAAAGAUGACUACCUUCACAAUCCACACGCAUAUCCAAUAAAUACCGCGACUGAGAAGGGUAAAGAAGUCUACGAGAGAUUAGUUUUAGAAGAUGAUAAGAACUCACCAGAUCUCGUCAUUUCAGCUGACACUGUAGUACUCGUACCAGAUGACGCACCAUCUCUCUCAAAAGGACAGAGCUAUGAUGAGGUAAUCAACCAACCAUUAACCUACUCCAUCUGCGAGAAACCUAAAGAUGCCGACGAUCAAUACAGAAUGCUUGCAGAUGCGAGUGGAAGAGAAUUACAAGUUGUUACAGGUGUCUGUAUAACAUAUCCAAUUUUACAAUCACCAGGAUACGCACAAAAGACAUUCGCUAAUAUGACAAAAGUACACUUCUUUGAUAAUGACCACGACGUGAUUGAGAAGUACAUUGAAACUGGUGAAGGCAUCGACAGGGCAGGCGGUUUCGCUUUGCAAGGUUUAGGAAGCUUACUCAUACAAGGUAUUGAGGGUGACUACAACAAUGUCGUUGGUUUCCCUCUCUCUGAGUUUAUCAGAUUCUUAGACACACUCAUUGAAAACGAUGAUGGUGUUCUAGACUUAUAAAUAAGCAGAAACUUAUAUAAUGCAUCAAUUAACUAAAAAACCAUAAAGAGAAAAAAAUUGUACUUGUAAUUGAUUGAAUGUAACUAAAU
Messenger RNA from Wallemia mellicola CBS 633.66, 2488 nucleotides. RefSeq names its product GWT1-domain-containing protein. Lineage: Eukaryota; Fungi; Basidiomycota; Wallemiomycetes; Wallemiales; Wallemiaceae. The record is from RefSeq and is a predicted model, not a curated record. The transcript is spliced from 6 exons. Gene Ontology annotation, biological process: protein localization to plasma membrane; GPI anchor biosynthetic process. Gene Ontology annotation, cellular component: endoplasmic reticulum; membrane. Gene Ontology annotation, molecular function: glucosaminyl-phosphatidylinositol O-acyltransferase activity. The coding region runs from base 21 to 1472 and encodes 483 amino acids.